AUGGAACCACAAACUUUUUUAUAUACAAUUUCAGAGGAACAAAGAAAAUCAUUCAAUGAGAGUGGAUUCCUUGUAUUGAAAGACUUGUUGACCGAGGAAGAGAAGGUCAAUAUGGUUGCAUGGGUAAAGGAAAUCAGUGAAUUACCACCAACCAAAGGAAAGUGGAUGCAAUACUAUGAAGAUAACCUCGUCACCAAAGAGAAGCAACUAUGUCGUACAGAGAACUUCACACCAUUCCACGAUGGUAUUCGUUCGAUCAUCAAGGGUGAGAAGCUUAUGGGAACAUUGGCUCAGUUAAUCGGACAACCAGUAUUGUUGUUCAAGGAGAAGAUCAACUACAAACAAGCAGGUGGUGGUGGAUUCCCAGCUCACCAAGACGCCCCAGCCUAUGUCCAACUCGGUCAAGCACACCAUAUCACCGCCAUGUUGGCAGCCAACGACUCUACAGUUGCCAAUGGAUGUCUCUUUGUCGUUCCAGGUUCACACAAUCCAGCCGUUAUCCUCCCACAAAAAGAAUCGGAUGGUUCCAUCACCGACGAGUGGUGUGACCAACACCAAUGGACUCCAGUCGAAUGCCAAGUCGGAGAUGUCUUAAUUUUCGGCUCCUACAUUGCUCACAGAUCAGGCUCCAAUAAUACCAACUCCUCCAGAAACGCCGUAUACCUUACCUACAACGCUGAAUGUGACGGUGACAAGCGUGAUCUCUACUACGAUGAGAAGCGUCGUCUUUUCCCACCCGCUUCUGACAGAGAAGAAGGAAAGGACUACUCGAUAGGAGCUAAGACCUACAAUCUGGCGACUCCAAUAUCUAAUGUACAAUAA
Messenger RNA from Heterostelium album PN500, 822 nucleotides. RefSeq names its product phytanoyl-CoA dioxygenase family protein. The transcript has a single exon. The record is from RefSeq and is a predicted model, not a curated record. NCBI's taxonomy places the organism in Eukaryota, Evosea, Eumycetozoa, Acytosteliales, Acytosteliaceae. Bases 1 to 822 code for a protein of 273 amino acids.